Lottia gigantea (owl limpet) is the source of this 681-nucleotide messenger RNA. RefSeq lists its product as hypothetical. Gene Ontology annotation, biological process: G protein-coupled receptor signaling pathway. The coding region runs from base 1 to 681 and encodes 226 amino acids. Lineage: Eukaryota; Metazoa; Mollusca; Gastropoda; Lottiidae. The transcript has 6 exons. The record is from RefSeq and is a predicted model, not a curated record. Gene Ontology annotation, cellular component: neuron projection.
AUGGUGUGCUCAAAGUUGGUGAUCAGCUUAAGUCAUACAGUUGCAGUUUAUGGUCAGUUAUGUUUGGCGAUAGGCGGCAGCACUGAUAGUGAUGACUUGAGAAUAGAAUUACAAAGACAAAGAACAAUAGCAUGUGAUAUUUCAAUGAAAACCAAAGAUAAACUAAUACCAUUGUAUAAAAACCAAACUUCCAAUGUAUCGUCACUGUCCAGUACCAGUGAAUGUGACCUAGAGAGACUGUGUUUUCUAUUUUCUGGUUGUCUAGAACUUCUAAAAUUAGAACUAACCAAAUCUUUAUCUUUACAUCGACUUUUUCCAUCAGGCUCAACUUGUUUUAUAAAUACCGGUAUCUCAGACUCUAUGAUUGGAACAACGUCCCGAAAAUCAGUCACAUCUGUCAUUAGUUUAACUGACCGAUUCAGAAAUGAUGACUACCAUAUAACUUCUAUAGAAAAGGAUUUAAGUUGUAUUAAAACAUUAGAAAAUGAUGUGGAUAGAAUAAUAAGUGUACAGCCAUGGAAUAUAGAACCCGAUACUCACUACAUCGAUGCUAAUAAACGAGGUACGAGGUCUGGUGUCCGGUGUAGUGUAUGGGUGAGGAUUAUGGAUGCAGUAAAACGUAUGAAGCGAAUUUUGUUCUCACCAAUAACUCGUGUAUUCGCUUAUUCUAGUUUCUACUGA